Clarias gariepinus (North African catfish) is the source of this 3869-nucleotide messenger RNA. It is a transcript of the gene adgrf3a, whose product is annotated as adhesion G protein-coupled receptor F3a. Gene Ontology annotation, biological process: cell surface receptor signaling pathway; G protein-coupled receptor signaling pathway. The transcript is spliced from 16 exons. Gene Ontology annotation, molecular function: G protein-coupled receptor activity. Bases 1 to 3039 code for a protein of 1012 amino acids. The record is from RefSeq and is a predicted model, not a curated record. Gene Ontology annotation, cellular component: membrane. NCBI's taxonomy places the organism in Eukaryota, Metazoa, Chordata, Actinopteri, Siluriformes, Clariidae.
AUGGCCAACACUGACCUUUUUGCUGAUUUGUGCUGCACAGGCUAUUCUGUGGGACUGGGCUGGUCUUUGGUCCCUGUGGGCAUGGUUUCAGAAAAUACAACACAGUCUUACUACUUUGAGCUUCAAAUAGAGUCAAGUGCAUUCGACAAUUUGACUCUACUGCUCAAAACCAUUCCAGAGCUCAGUCUCGUAAAUGCAAUAGUGACUGAAAUCAGCAUUACAACAGACUGUCUAUCCAACAGCUGUAACUGCACACAAAACUACAUUUGGAAUUGUACAACAUAUCCUCAGUGCUGCAAAACCAAGACAUGUGAAAAUGUCCUUUCUGGUGCAAUGUGCAUCCAUGAAAAAAGCGUGCUUGUCAGCGGCUCAUUUACGAUUGACAAGUACUUUUCUCUGCCCCUUGAGGAACUCAAGAAGCAGCUUACAGAAAAUAUGACUAUUUAUUACAGCACUAUCAAAUGGUUUGACUCACUGACAAUUACAGGUCUAAGGUUUGGUAGUGUCACUGGAGAAUUUUUAAUGCUAAUAAACGGUGAAUUUGAUGUACAGAAACUUGUGAAUAAGACCACUGAGCUCGAGGAAACCUUAAAUGCCAUUUUCUCAAUCAUAACCACAGGAUUUGUACAAAUUAGUCAUCCUGGUCUUGUUGGUUAUUAUAAUUCUACUAGCAUCACGUGCACUAUACGUGUACAGUAUUCAGAUGUACAGUGGUCCUUAAUAAAAGAUAACACUCAAACACAAACUAUCACUAAUGGCACUGAAGCGAAUGUGUCUAUAUUUACAAGCAGCAGCACUGUUUAUCUUAAUAAAACUUCUGAAUUCUGGAAAGGGAUUUUUAGAUGUGACUAUACGUCUAAAGAAUCUAAAAACAUAAUACACAGAGCAAGUGUAUACUUGGACGUUGCACUUUUGCCCCAAAUCUUUAUCACAAGUAUGCCACAGUUUCCAAACUGUAAAAACGUAAAAAGUACUGUCGCUACUAUUAAAUGUAUCAUUCAAAACAGCACAGAGCUUUACACGUUUACCCAUUUGCCACCGGAAACUAUUGAACAGAACCCGACUUCUGUAGGCAAUACUACAAUCUACUCUGUCAUCAUGUCUAUCGACUGUUCACAAAAUAAGUCAAACUAUACUGUAACGUGUUCAUUUCAAAAUAGAAAAAAUGAUACAAGAACUGCCACAUUAAUUAUACCAAUCAUUUAUGGUGACUCAGUUAUUUGCGCACCAGAUUCUAUCUGGCCAGAAGCAAAGGCUAAUUUCACUGCAAUAUUACAAUGCAGUCCUUAUGAAACUGGUUUUACAUCAAGAAACUGCACUGAAACCUACAGUAAGCUAGGGACAUGGGGGCAAGAAAUCUCUCAGUGUGUAAACACAGACAUUUGGAACCUGCUGACUGAUGCUCAGAAUCUUCAGAGAGGAAUUGGACUCGUUCAACAGAAUGCAAAGAGUCUUUUUGGACGUUUAAAGGAUAACAGUGAGGAUCAGGUCGUUAAUACAUUCCCAAAUAUUAAUGCAUCAGUGAAUGUAUUAGACACCCUGCAUAAUGCUUCAGAGAUACAACAGUAUAAAUUCAAUGAGAGCAUUUUAACAAACUUUGUGAAAUCUUCAAGCAAUCUUUUAAAUCAGACUUUAUUACAGAGUUGGAAGUCAAGUAUAACACAGACAAGUCACGAUUUGGCUGUUACAUAUUUAAAAGCUGUUGAAGGAGUUGUAAAUCGAAUCAACAUGUCCAUGGAUGACCCACACGAGGAAGAAAAUGUCAAAUUAAUGAUAUGCAACAAACCUUCAGCUGCAUGCUAUUCUAUAUUUAACAUCACCUUGGAUGAGGUCGAAGGACCAGUUUAUAUGACUAAGCUAUACAAUCUACCUAACCUGCUACCAAAACCAAAUAACAGUAUUCUAAAUGACUUUAUGUUAUCAGUCAUUGCUGAAAAUGGAACAAGAAUCUCAAUGGAGUUCCAAAUCAAAAGACGUCCAAACCACAAAAUAUUUUGUAUGUAUUUUAAUUUUACAGCAUCUAAUUGGUCUGAAUAUGGUUGUUCUUGGGGUGGUCCAGCUGCACCAAAUCGCUGUACAUGUACUCACUUGUCUGCAUUCAUAUCUCUAAUGUCUACAACACCUGUGACAAUUUUAUAUGCAGAUGAGAUAACUUAUGCAGGUUUAGGGAUCUCAAUUUUUUCACUUGUUCUGUGUUUAGCAAUUGAGUUUUUGGUAUGGAACACUGUGGUAAAGUCUAAUAUUUCUCACUUCAGACACACUGUCUUGGUAAAUAUUGCACUCUGUUUGUUGAUAGCACACUGUACCUUCCUAGCAUCUUCCUUUUCAAACACAGAUAUUAGCCAGUGGUGUAUGGCUUUUACAGUUAUGAAGCAUUUUUGCUUCUUGGCUGUGUUUUUCUGGAUGUUGUGUAUGAGUUUGGGGCUCCUACACCAAAUGAUAUUUGUUUUUAUUCAGUUAAGAAAAAAAGUUUAUUUGGGAUUAUGUUUUAUUCUUGGUUAUGUUUGUCCUUUGUUUAUUGUAAUAAGUACAGUAAUCACUUACGACAAUGGUGCCCUUGACUCAUAUUACGUAAAUACGACAUGCUGGUUAAUAUAUGAAGGUCCUCUACAAGGAUCGAUCCAUGCCUUUGUUAUUCCUGUUGGUAUAAUUGUGCUUGUGAAUAUGUUCACCAUGGUUGUGGUUAUUAGCAGGAUUUUAAAACCCACUUUGUCUGAGGGAAAAAGUCAUGAUGAAAAGGAAAUUGUAAGAAGUGUUAUCAGAAUUGUCAUUCUCCUAACCCCAACACUUGGAAUAACAUGGAUCUUUGGCUUCUGCGUGCUAUUGUUUGACCUCACAAUGGAACCUGUUGCCCAGAUUGUAAAUUAUGCUUUUAACAUUUUAAAUUCUUUUCAGGGCUUCUUCAUUUUACUAACAGGAUGUUUCGGUGAAAAAAAGGUUCGAGAUGCACUACUCAUGCGCAUAAAACCACAGCAUUCAACCCAUUACUCAAGUAAAAGUCACUCAAUGACAAUGUCUUCAGCAGUUAAAAAAAAAUAACCGAUUUGCUUUACAAAGGCUUAUCAACAAGUACAAUGUCAUACAACCAACUAACUUGGAAGGACCAGAUCUGUUUCUGUGUAUGACAGAAACCCAUAACCAGAGUGGUCUUUUGUUUUUGGUUAGUUUGUUUAGUUUAUUUUUUGUGUUAACCUACAUAAAUACUGUAGAUAUACAGUACUGUACAAAGAAUCCUACAUAUCUAAUUGUGUUAAAUAUGUGAAUCUUUAAUUAUCGAAUUAUGCUUGCCUUGUUAUUGGAUAUCUUGAAAUUAUUGUUGUAUUAUAAUGUAAUUGUAUUUCUUUUCAUCAAAAGUAAUAAAUUAGUCAGUAGUUACAGAUUAAAUGAAAUAUGCUGGCACUUCAUUGUUUUCUCGCUAUACUGAAGGUUAUAUGGUCAUAGCAUUUUGUAAAUAGUUUUUUUCUGUAAUGUCAAAGUUGUUUCAGAAAUAUAUAGGCCUACUGCUUUUCAAAAUUACCUGCAGAUUUUUUUUUAUUUGAUAAAUAAUAAUCCUUCACAUUAUGAAACAAAAUUAAUAUUCAUAUUGGAACACUCAGGCAUAAUAAUUUUACCUAGAUAAAAUUGAGUUUUAAUAACACUAAUGUAGAAAUAAUACUAUGAUCAUUAGUUAUAUUUUUCCUUAAACGCUGUUAUGUCAUGCCUUUAUGUGGCCUUUUUUUUUCUAUUUGGUUUAGGCAAACUGGAAGAGUACAAAAUGUCUAUGAUAUCACAUGCUUUCUUACUGUUAUUAUUUUGUUCCUUUUGAUUUUUGUCUUACAUCAUGGUUUCUGGUUCUUUUUUAUAUAAAUAAAACAAGAUGUUUCCAUGUU